AUGACACUUCAACCUCUUUUAGCAUACCAAUUUUUCAGUCCUCGUUUUCAGAGUCUAUGCCCAUCAAUCAGCAAUUCUACGAAAAACCUUAUCGCCGAAGAGAGGUGUUUUGGAGACAGUCACCUGAACAUAGAUGGAUCCAGCGAUCUCGAAAAUGCUAAACAGAAUGGAAAUCUCUCACAACAAGACAUGGUCAAUUUCGGCAACAGAACAAUGAAGAGAAAUCAAGAGUCGCUGCCUCAUUCCGAUCAGAAAAAAAAGAAAGUACUUGAUGACGCAACACAAGAAAAUGAGGAGCCUACUAGCUCCAGUGCGAUGGCUGAUGAAAAACAGUCACCAUCAAAAGGCAAAGAAAUCAGAAAAGAGAUACAACUAGAAAUGACUACAAUGUCAAAGUUUACUCAGUCGCCGAUAUCCAAAACCAAAAGUUUGAAGUCUAGAGUUUUGUCCAACAUCCAACAAGAGAAUUCACAAACCACCGGAGAUAUGGGGACUCAUAAGAUGUCACCGCCGGUUGACACGGAUGACCCAGAUUGGGUCAGUUCAAAAAUAUCAACACCUCCAGAACUAGAAAUCGAGAAUCCAUUACAAUCAGAUAUUCACAAGUCAUUACAAUCAGAUAUUCACAACUUACCGUCGGUUUUGGAAUUGCAGACUGGACAGAAAUUUAUUGUGAAUGGCAAGUUUGGAGAAGGCGUGUUCGGUAUCGUUUAUUUUGUAAGAGGAGAAGACAACAAAGACUACGCAGCAAAAGUCAUUAAGGAACGAAACAGGGUGUAUCUUGCUAUACCAGAAGAAGAAGCGUACGAAAAAAUUGCCGCAAAUCCGCACAAGAAUCUUCUCUUAUUACAUUUGAAGGGUUUAUUAAUCAAUCCUCCACCAACUUGCACCCAGAAAGUCUUUAUCACUCCUGCUUGUGGACCAUCGCUUCUUGACGUUUAUAAUAGACCAGGCGUCGUUCCAGCACCUAUGCCACUACCAGAUCAGUUACCGUACCCCAGUAUCCACCAACAGCAACAAAUCCUUGCCAAUCAAUUUCAACAAUGGUCUGGAGCAAAUCAAUAUGCUUCCACUUCGAGUGGUCAACAGUUCGGAGGCUUUGGUGGAUUCCCUGAUUUUGAACCACAAUUCGGCAUCUCGCACUCAAUAAAUUAG
Messenger RNA from Caenorhabditis briggsae, 1155 nucleotides. Lineage: Eukaryota; Metazoa; Nematoda; Chromadorea; Rhabditida; Rhabditidae. The record is from RefSeq and is a predicted model, not a curated record. The transcript has 8 exons. Bases 1 to 1155 code for a protein of 384 amino acids.